Molecule: messenger RNA, 4228 nt
Organism: Perca fluviatilis (European perch)
Lineage: Eukaryota; Metazoa; Chordata; Actinopteri; Perciformes; Percidae
Product: prickle-like protein 2
Exons: 9
Coding region: 319-3015 (898 amino acids)
Molecular function (GO): zinc ion binding
Source: RefSeq, a predicted model, not a curated record
CACAGAGGCUGCAGCCCCCAGCCUCCUCUCUGUUGCUGCUACAGUACGUGUGAAAGGCAGAGAGGGAGAGGCAGCUGAGCUGGUGUUUGUCUCUGAUACUCGGUGAGAUGAGCACUGUGAGCUGUGAGCAGUGCAGAGCAGUGAAGAGACAUUCAGUGCUCUGGUAUGUGCCCAGUGUGAGUGACUUAGUCCAGUCCCUGCGCAUCUCUGCUGCUGUCUGAGCAGCCUUGCACAACAGGACUCUGACAACCAUCCUCCCAAACAGGAAUACCUGUGUCCACUGAAGCGGUUUGUGUAGAGGAGCAUGUUGUGACAGCCAUGUCUCUGGAGAUGGAAAAGACCAUCACCAAGCUGAUGUACGACUUUCAGAGGAAUUCCACCUCUGAUGAUGACUCUGGAUGUGCACUGGAGGAAUACGCCUGGGUUCCCCCCGGCCUCAGUCCUGAGCAGGUGCAUCAGUAUUAUAACUCCUUACCAGAAGAGAAGGUCCCCUAUAUAAACAGCCCUGGAGAGAAAUGUCGUAUCAAACAACUGCUUCACCAGUUGCCACCACAUGACAAUGAGAUGCGUUAUUGUAACUCGUUGGACGAGGAGGAGAAGCGAGAGCUUAAGCUCUUUAGCAACCAACGGAAGAAGGACAGCUUGGGCAGAGGCAACGUCCGUCCUUUCCCCCUCACCAUCAAUGGGGCGAUCUGUGAAAAGUGUGGUGGCCAAAUAAAUGGAGGGGACAUUGUGGUUUUUGCUGCAAGGGCAGGUCAUGGAAAAUGCUGGCACCCGAAUUGCUUCGUCUGCAGCAUGUGUGAGGAACUGUUGGUGGAUCUCAUCUACUUCUACCAUGAUGGCAAGAUCUUCUGUGGCCGGCAUCAUGCCGAGAGGCUGAAACCCCGCUGCUGUGCCUGUGAUGAGAUAAUCUUUGCUGAUGAGUGCACUGAAGCAGAGGGCAGGCACUGGCACAUGAAGCACUUCUGUUGCUAUGAGUGUGAGACCACCCUCGGCGGCCAGCGCUACAUCAUGAAGGACGGUCGGCCACACUGCUGCAACUGCUUCGAGUCCCUGUAUGCAGAGUACUGUGACGCAUGUGGAGAACACAUAGGCAUUGACCAAGGCCAGAUGACAUAUGAUGGGCAGCACUGGCACGCAACCGAGGAGUGUUUUUGCUGUGCCCGUUGCAAGCGCUCUCUGCUGGGCCGCCCCUUCUUGCCAAAGCAGGGGCAGAUCUUCUGCUCACGGUCCUGCAGCGCUGGACAGGAUCCAGAUGAGUCUGACUCCUCAGACUCGGCAUUCCAAAGUGCUCGUUCCCGUGAAUCCCGCCACAGCACCAAGAUUGGCAAAAAGGAGCGCAGGAACGCUGAGCAGGAGCGGCGGAGUGCCGAGGCCCGCCAGACAGCUCCUCCACCCAUGCCUGACCGUCUGUCUGCUGAAAUUGAUCCUCUCUCUGUCCAGAUGGACCGGUUAAGCCUCUCAUCUAGCCAGACCCCUAGCAGGACACCAAACCGCACUCCGAGCCGCACUCCGAGCCGUGCCCCGAGCCUUAACCAGGUGUGGAUGAGCCGGGAUGACCCCUACGUCCCUGCUGUCUAUGAGGGCCCCCAGGGUGAACCCUCCCCCACACCAGCACCUAUACAUCUGCUAGGUCAGUGUAACCCCAGGCAGGGCUACAAUCCCAACGCAAACGCUCACCCUCCAGCUCAGACUGCUGCCAACCCAGGGAAGAGGCCUGACUCCUGGGGGAAGGAACAAGGCAAUACCAAGAGGACCCCUAUGGCUGCUCUGAGGGGCCACUCCUUUAAUGAAAACUGGACCCACCAAAGCCAGGAUGAGUUCAGGCCCAACAAGCUACGCACCCAGAUGAGUUUCAAUGAGAUGUCUAGCCAGAACCAGGGAUUCUCUGACAAGAGGAGCAUUAGCCUGCAUGGAUUCCAGAGAGACGGCAGGCCCCCGCUGACCAGGAGGAAUCCCAUCAAUGCUAUGAGCUUCAAUGAGCCCCUCACUCCUCUAGAACAGACUCCUCGUGGAUCCAUGGAUUCCCUCACUAUGUCCAAUGCUACAGGUAACUCUUUGGACGGCGUCAGUAAGCGUCAGGAGCAUUUGUCUAGGUUCUCCAUGCCCGACCUGAGUAAAGACUCAGGUGUGAAUGUGUCUGAAAAGAGCAACAUGGGCACCCUCAGCUCAUCAGUCCAGUUCCACAGCACAGAGUCGCUGUCCUCCUCUCGCCCCUACACCAAUAACAUGUAUGCUCCACUGAGAGUCGGCUACCCGCUGCAGUACUGGGAUGGCCCGCAGCCGCAGGGCUUUGACGGCAAAGGUCGUGUCGGGGUGAUGGGCAGCAGUGGAAACCUGCGGAUGGCUCCAAUGAGCGACAGAAUGCCCCGCCGACGCAUAAACGGACAGGAACCGGUGUCGCAGCAACAGCAGCCACAACCAAGGCGCCGCAAACACCACCGUGGAAAUCACAGUAACAGUCAACACCGCAGUGGCCGCCACCACAAACGCUCUCGCCGCUCCCGCUCUGACAAUGCCCUGCACCUGGUGGCAGACCGGCCCGCUCAAAUGGUAGAGCUGCCCUACCGUCGCGUCCAGGAGGAUUACGAUCGCUUCCCCUCCGGUAAUGCUGCUCGGGAGUUGUUUGGUCUUGAGCCAGGUGGGUACAGACAGCAGCCCCAACGGCCCUGCCCCCGUACCACUUCUGAUCUCACCCUGCAGAAUGCUGGCUGGCAACCUGUUGGGCUGGGUGGGCCAUGCUGGGGCGAUGGGUACAUGGAGGCUGCUGACCCCUGGUGCUCCAGCUGCUCCUCUUCUUCCGAGUCUGAGGGAGAUGAGGGUUAUUUCCUGGGUGAACCAAUCCCUCGACCCGUGCAGCUUUGCUACAUCAACAACGAAGAGCUGCGCCAUCGCUACAGCCCCUCUGGGAUAGCUGCCCAUCACGGACCUCUGCACGGACCUCUGCACGGACCGAUUCAUGGCCAGCUGCACACCCGCCAAAGGAGGAAGAGCAAAAACUGUAUACUUUCAUAGAUAUAGAGAAAAGAUAUGGUAAGGGAUGAACAGGAGAGUGAAAGAGAUGAGAGGGAGAGAGGUAAGGAGACCAUUAAAGCAACAGAGAGGUGGAACAGAGGGAGUGGGAAGGUGAGAGUGAGACAGUUGACAGUGUGUGUGUGUGUAUGUGUGUGUGUGUGUGUGUGUGUGUGUGUGUGUGUGUGUGUGUGUGUGUGUGUGUGUGUGUGUGUGUGUGUGUGUGUGUGUGUGUGUGUUGGAUUUGAAGAAAGAAAAGGCCUAUUUUGUGUGCUUGUAAGCUUACACAACUCUACACUGGGUAGUGUUUGUGUACACCUACACAAAAUGAUCUAAUCAUAAGAGGAAGCUCAGCUGGCUUACACAACAGUAAUGUUUACAAUGAUAGAGAUCAACUCAUCUGAUGGUACCAGGAAGCACGAUGAUAAAUUUGACAACUAAGUAUGUCAAGGUAAAUACCAUGAUGUAUGUGUGUGUAUGUGUGUGAAUCCAUGUUACAAAGAGAUUGAACCAUUCCUUUACAGUUUCAAAAAGGAAGGUAAAACUGGUCGAACUGCAGCAAUCUGACUGUUCAUGUCGCAGCUCAGUGAUUCAAGCUCUGGGCUGUAAAACUUAUUCUAUGUGGACAAACCAGAAAUUGUGUUGGGAUAGUGAAAGUUACGUGCUAGAUUCCAAGCUAUGUCAUUGUUUACCUCAGUGGAAUUCAAAUGCUGCUGGAAUAUAGUGUUGGCUUGCUAGCCCUGUUAUCACUUGUACAAAUAGUCUGUUGAACUUUGUGCUCUACAUAGCCAGCUCUCCAUGCUUUACCAAGGACAGAGCGCUGGACAGCCUCUGCUCCUUGAACCAUUCAGGCACAGUAACGUCAGGUAUGGUCCCGUUUUCUCUUCUGCAACAUGCUUGUUUUUUGAGUUACCCUUAGAUGAUUAAGAAUGAUAAAAAAUAAUAAUGCUUACAAUAAUAAUAAUAAUAAUAAUGAAAAUAAUAAUUAUGAGAAUAUUAAAGAAUAAUACCUGUUAAAUGUAUAUAUAGUAAUAAACUUAAUAAACUAAUGGAUGUAGUAAUGUAAAUGUUCUGUACAUAUGGUCUUAAAUAUUUAUAUAUUUUGUAACUAAAGAAUCAUUAUUUGUAUAACAUGAUGUAGAGAUAGGGAGACUUGCAUGUUGAUUUGUUGUUGUUGUCUCAUACUGAAAAUAAAGUGUACUUUAAUGAACAACCA